AUGGAUCUCCUCCAUAGCAAUGGCGUGCUUAUUAUUCAGCAUUUACAGAGGGACUACAGGGCUUACCAGGAUUUCCUUAAUUUUAUGUCACACGUUGGCGAUCCCCGGAAUAUAUUCUCAAUUUAUUUUCCUCUUUGGUUUCAGCUCAACCAAGUGGUUGGUACUAAAAUGAUAUGGGUGGCAGUCAUUGGUGAUUGGUUCAACCUCAUAUUUAAAUGGAUUUUAUUUGGCCAUCGCCCAUACUGGUGGGUGCAAGAAACAAUGCUUUAUCCCAAUCAGUCCAGCCCAUGCCUUGAACAGUUUCCUAUAACGUGUGAAACUGGACCAGGGAGCCCAUCUGGACAUGCCAUGGGAUCUUCCUGCGUGUGGUACGUGAUGGUCACAGCGGCACUUAGCUACACAGUUAGGUGGAAAGAUAAAUCAGCAGUUACCCUUCACAGACUGACAUGGUCAUUCCUCUGGAGUGUUUUUUGGAUUAUCCAGAUCAGUGUGUGCAUCUCGAGAGUAUUCAUAGCAACGCAUUUCCCCCAUCAAGUUAUUCUUGGAGUAUUUGCUGGCAUUCUGGUGGCAGAAGCCUUUGAGCAUACUCCUGCUAUUCAGACAGCAAGCUUGAGCAUGUACAUGAAGACAAACUUGUUUCUUUUCGCCUUUGCCCUUGGCUUCUACCUAGUCCUCAAGCUCCUUGAUAUUGACUUGCUAUGGUCCGUUCCGAAGGCCAAGAAGUGGUGUGCCAACCCGGACUGGAUAAACAUUGACACAACGCCCUUUGCUGGACUGGUGAGGAAUCUAGGUGCACUCUUUGGCUUAGGUCUCGGAAUUAACUCUGAAAUGUUCUUCACGAGCUGCAAAGGUAAAAAUAGCUGUAAGAUAAGUUUCCGUGUAUUAUGUGUAGCUGCUUCUUUAGCUACACUGCAGCUGUAUAAUUUCGUUAAGAUACCUACUCAUACUGAGUACUUGUUCUACGUUCUCUCUUUCUGUAAGAGUGCAGCUAUGCCUCUGACUGUAGUUGCCUUGGUUCCGUACGGUGUCCAUUCCUUAAUGAGGACAACUGAAAAGAAACUUAACUAG
Messenger RNA from Eurypyga helias (sunbittern), 1068 nucleotides. It is a transcript of the gene G6PC2, whose product is annotated as glucose-6-phosphatase, catalytic, 2. The record is from RefSeq and is a predicted model, not a curated record. Gene Ontology annotation, cellular component: membrane. Gene Ontology annotation, biological process: gluconeogenesis; glucose 6-phosphate metabolic process. Gene Ontology annotation, molecular function: glucose-6-phosphatase activity. The coding region runs from base 1 to 1068 and encodes 355 amino acids. Lineage: Eukaryota; Metazoa; Chordata; Aves; Eurypygiformes; Eurypygidae. The transcript has 5 exons.